AGAGGAAGUAAUCGGCAACCGCUAUUAAUCAAAGUUAGAGAAACCGUUGUCGUUCUAUUGGCAAAUUAAAUAUGAAAAAGAAAACGGUACUCGGAGAGGACACAGAUGAGAUGACUGCGCCAGACUCAUGCCACGACAAGGAGAAGGAAAACGGGGACCAUGCCAAAGCUAAACGUAGUAAACCCGAGGAGCAUGGUGGGGAGGACAUGGUCUUUCGUCCCGUGAAAAUGUCCCGACGUGAUCUGUACAGACCCCCUACAGCAGAGGAGCUAAGCCAGUUGAAAGAGGCGGAAAACCUUUUCCAUUGUAGCCUGCUCAAAAUGCAGAUGGAAGAGUUGCUAAAAGAAGUGACCCUGAAGGAACAUAGGAAAAAACAAAUCGAUAUCUUCAUUCAGACGAUCACUGAGCUGCUUCAAACAGUUCCACAUUCCCCGGAGGUUGAGCUGAGUGAUCUGUCCUGGCUGUCUGGUACAGUAAAAGUUCCUUUUCUCCUGGUACCCAAGGCAUCCAAGGGCAAAUUCCACAUGGCUCCUCCCGCUUCUGUCAAUUUAAUAGGCAGCUACCCUCUGGGCACAUGCACAAAACCACGUUUCUCUGUGGACCUGGCUGUCACAAUCCCUGCUGAUAUCCUCCACCACAAGGAUGCUCUGAACCAGAGGUAUCCCAGGAAAAGGGCUCUUUACCUGGCAGGUCUGGCUCAGCAUAUGCGCACCUCCCCUGAAAUUGGAUCUAUGCGAUACUCCUGUCUCCAUGGGAACCGUCUUCAGCCCCUUCUACUUUUGACUCCUCCAGGUAAACACUCUUCCAGCUUCACUGUGCGUAUCCAUGCCUGUCCUCCCCCUGGAUUCUUUAAGCCCAUCCGCUUCCACCCCCAGAAGAAUAACGUCAGGACAGAGUGGUACAUCGACUCGAAGACCUCUCUAACCGAACACAGUGAACCUCCAACCCCCCAUUACAACAGCUCUGUUCUCGGGGACCUGCUGUCUAGGGCUCACCUACAGUUUCUUACUGCUGUCAGCUCCCAGUGCCCAGCCUUUGCUGAUGGAGUGGCCUUACUCAAAGUAUGGCUCAGACAAAGAGAGCUUGACCAGGGUGCAGGCUGUUUUAAUGGCUUCCUAGGUUCAAUGCUGUUGGCCUACCUUCUGACCAAUCGCAGAGUUAGUAACACAAUGACAGCUUAUCAGCUGCUUCGAAACAGCCUGCAUUUCUUGUCUUCCACGGACCUGACAGAAAAUGGAAUUACUCUCGCAAAAGAUGCAGACUCAACAGCUCCAUCUCUUGCAGAGUUUCAGAAUGCUUUCCAGGUCGUGUUUGUUGACCCCUCUGGACACCUAAACUUGUGCGCUGACAUGACAGCCUGUAUUUACAAACAGGUGCAGCACGAAGCAUCUCUGUCAAUGCAGUUCUGGGAUGACCCCACAGUGGAUGGGUUCCAUGCUCUCCUCAUGACCCCCAAACCCAUGAUAAGGACAAGUGACCAUGUUUUCCAGUUAUGUGGGCUGGUCAAGCUUCAGUCCAGCUGUAAGAAACUGAAACUCCUUAGCGAGCUGAUGGACCACAGUGGAAACUACAUCCACACCGCGCUCCCCUUUAUUCUGUCGCUCCUUCAGCAGGGACUGGGGCAAAGGGUUCAUCUCCUCACCCACUCCCUAUCUCCUGACCCUGAGUGGUCAGUGGAGAGUGAAGCCCCAAAGCACAAAGAUCAGCCUCCACUCUCCUUCGGUCUGAUCUUAAGACCAGAACUGGCAUCCUCUGUCCUGGAGAGAGGCCCACCUGCAGACAGCCCCAAGGCAGCCGAGUUUCGGCAGCUGUGGGGCUCUCGCUCAGAGCUGCGGCGAUUCCAAGAUGGAGCCAUCACUGAGGCCGUCCUAUGGACGGGAGAGAGCGCCUAUCAAAAAAGGCUGGUCCCUCAACAGAUAAUCACCCACUUACUAAAGCUGCAUGCAGAUAUCCCCGAACAAUGUGUGAGAUACGUUGGGGCUAUGGUGGAUGACGUCAUCACAGUGGGACGUGCGGUCCUGAGUACUGGAGAGGAGGAGAGUUUGAAAGUGGUUCAGUCUUAUGAUGACCUGAGUAGGAAACUGUGGGGACUGGAGGGUCUUCCUCUGACGAUAACCUCUGUGCAAGGAGCCCACCCAGCCCUGAGAUACACACAGGUCUUUCCCCCUGUACCACUGAAGUUGGACUACUCAUUUUUUGACAGAGAAAAGAUUGCCCGAUCCUUGGUGCCGAAGGAGGAUAAACCAUGCCCUGCCUAUAUCACCCCCAUCACAGUGAUCUGUCACAUGGAGGGCAGUGGAAAGUGGCCUAACGACCGCCUCGCCAUCCGCCACAUCAAAGCUGCCUUCCACAUCAACCUUGGACAAUUACUCAACAAGCACCAUCACUACACCGUCAAGCCAUGUCCCACGCACCUGGAUGUCUGGAAGGAUGGUUUGGCUUUCCGUAUCCAGGUAGCAUACCACCGUGAGCCCCAAGUGCUGAGGGAGAGUGUGAAUGCACAGGGGCUGCUGGUGCUCAGGGACAAUGAGGAAGCUCAGGCUCUGGAGAUGGCCACAAUACACAGGCCUCUACUAACCAGCACUCUACAUGGGCUCCAGCAGCAGCACUCAUGUUUCGGAGCCGUGUGUCGCUUGGCCAAACGUUGGCUCGGGGCCCAGCUCUUCAGUGACGACAUCACAGACGACACAACAGACCUUAUGGUGGCGUCGCUCUUCCUGCAGCCGGCACCGUUCACUCCUCCCUGUUCUCCUCAGGUGGGCUUCCUCCGCUUCCUCCAUCUGCUCUCCUCCUUUGAUUGGAGGAACAACCCCCUGGUAGUCAACCUCAACAACCAGCUCACAGCGGCCGACUACACAGAAAUCAAGAAUGACUUCCUGGCCUCCCGAGAGUCUCUGCCUGUCAUGUUUAUAGCAACGCCCAAAGACAAGAAGCUGUCUCUGUGGACCAAGAGAGCACCUAGCAUACAGAUGCUGCAGCGUGUGGUGAUGGUGGCAGCAGAGAGUCUCAAGGUCCUGGAACUUCAGCUGAUGGAUGACGGCCAGAUACAGGAUGUCAGGGUGGCCAUACGACCUCCGCUGGACGCCUAUGAUGUGUUGAUCCACCUGAAUCCCAAGCAGGUUCCCCUGCUCAGCCAGGCGGUAGACCCUCCUCCAGUCACUUUCAACAGGGGCACCAUGACUGGCAGUGUGGCCCACUCUGGAGGGGCACUGCCCGUGAUUGACUACAACCCUGUAUCACAUUACCUAACAGAGCUUCGGGAAUCAUUUGGAGACCUUGCCCUUUUCUUCUGUGAUCCAUAUGGUGGAACAGUGAUUUCAGUUUUGUGGAAGCCAAAGGCCUUCAGUCCAGUUCCCUUCAAGACAUCACAGAUGUCCGCUCGGUGUGUGAAGGUGACCGGGGACACGGUUCAUACUGUUCCAAACAUAGAGGCUAUUCUGGAGGACUUUCAGAUCAUGGGGAAGGGCCUGGUUAAAUCAGUGGAGGCAAGGACAGAGAGAUGGGCAGUCUAGACAACACACACCAAUGGCAGAAACAGUCUAAUGUAUGGUCCAUACAUGUGGUCUGGAUUGUGGACAUUUGUACCAAGGAUAGUAUAACAGAAUCACUAUUUUCCUCUAUUGAAACAAUAAAAAAUACACUUAAACGUUUUGUAUUAGUUUAGGAACUUGUUGUGGACUAGCCUUGGAUUUUUUUUUAUUUCUAUUUUUCUUUGGGGAACAGUGCCAUUUCUAAUAAAUGCACACUUGA
This is a messenger RNA of Lampris incognitus (smalleye Pacific opah), 3750 nucleotides long. It is a transcript of the gene nol6, whose product is annotated as nucleolar protein 6 (RNA-associated). The transcript has 26 exons. Lineage: Eukaryota; Metazoa; Chordata; Actinopteri; Lampriformes; Lampridae. Gene Ontology annotation, cellular component: small-subunit processome; UTP-C complex; CURI complex. The record is from RefSeq and is a predicted model, not a curated record. Gene Ontology annotation, biological process: rRNA processing; tRNA export from nucleus. The coding region runs from base 72 to 3512 and encodes 1146 amino acids.